AUGGCGGACCAAUCUCGGAAAUGCUUGAGUACAGUUCGGUUACAAGUUGGAGUUGUCAGUGUCAGUUAUUUCCUAUUUAGAAUUGGAGCAACCAUGUUUGAUACAAUAGUAGGACCAUAUUUACUUCGUGUUGUGUGUGAAAAGAGAUUUCUGGAAAACAGAACAAUUUGUGAUCGUCUUGAACAAAAUCCAGUGAUUGAAAACGAGGUUCGAGAAUAUGCGGGAUUUUAUUUCAUACUCUAUCGGUUGUUUUUGAAUAUCCCUGCUAUAUUUUCUGGAUUAUUUUGUGGAGCAUGGAGUGACAGGAAAGGCCGAAAGAUACCAAUGCUUUUUCCAUGUGUAGGAAUUAUAUUAUCUGCAAUGUGUUUUAUUAUAAGCUUGUACAUGGGACCCCUCGCUGUUUGGGUUGCUUUGCUUGGAACUUUGAUACAAUCAGUGUCCGGAAAUACUCCCGUUUUUGCAAUGACUGUAAAUUCAUACAUCGCUUCAGGAUCAGAUAAUGAUCAAAGAACGAAACAAAUUUCAAUGCUUUAUGCAAUGAGUUCAUUCGGAAUGAGUUUUGGGGCAUUUCUAGCAGGAUUAUUGAAAUGGGAGUUGUUGAUUUCUUACGGAAUAGUGAUUGGAUUUCAGUGUUUAACUGCAUUUGUUAUUAUUUUGUUUUUACGAGAAACUGGAAAUAAUCCAAAAAACGGUUAUACUGAGCACAAAUCAGAAACGGAAACAAACGGCAUAACUUGCUCUAACCUGUCUAGUGGAAUAAAAUCGUAUAUAUCUUUGUUGACGGAAAAGGGAACUAAUUCGGUUCAGACAGUUGUUAUUGUUCAGCUCUGUCUAACAUUUAUUUACGGCUGUGAUAUAAAUGGCGUGGAAGAUGUUUUACUCAUGUACGUAACAGCACGGCCUUUCAACUGGUCUAAAUCUUGGUAUUCUUAUUAUGUUUCAAUAAGACAUAUUUCUACGGGGUUCGUCCUUUUGGUUUUAUUACCAUUUCUAUCAAAUGUGCUAAAACUCAGUGACUGUACAGUGAUAAGUUUAGGAUUACUAUGUAAUGUAUCACGGUAUGUUGGAACCGGACUAAGCAACAAGUCCUGGAUGAUAUACGCAUUAAUGACUGUAUGGUCUGUAUCAUUAGUAACCAGACCAUGUAACUGGUCAACUCUGAGCAAAGCUGCGAACGAACAAGAGCAGGGGAAAAUGUUUACACUUUUUUCUAUUACCGACACAGUUUCAAAAUGUGUAGGAUCAAUGGUGUAUGUGAAUCUGUAUGGUGCUACGGUUGCUUUUUGUCCGAGCAUUGCUUUUUACCUGAUGGGCUUUGUAAAUGUUGUUAUGUUACUUGCUGGAAUUGCUAGCAUAUGUUAUAGAAGGGUAAUUCAGUGCAACAAAAACGUAGCUAAAAUGGAACCUACUGAGAAAAGCAACCUGCAGGAUUCGUGCAAUUCUAGCAAGCUACAGUAUGUAUCAACUAAAAUGGAUUUAAAGUAA
Mercenaria mercenaria is the source of this 1485-nucleotide messenger RNA. Its product is annotated as proton-coupled folate transporter-like. The record is from RefSeq and is a predicted model, not a curated record. Gene Ontology annotation, cellular component: membrane. The transcript has a single exon. Gene Ontology annotation, molecular function: transmembrane transporter activity. NCBI's taxonomy places the organism in Eukaryota, Metazoa, Mollusca, Bivalvia, Venerida, Veneridae. Gene Ontology annotation, biological process: transmembrane transport. Bases 1 to 1485 code for a protein of 494 amino acids.